CGCGCUCGGGCAUCCAGGGCGCUCGCAGCAGGCACCAGGCUCCAGCGCUGGCGCCGGGGCCGCGGGGAGGAGGCGACUUCGCUCCCUGCGGCGGGAAGCCUCCUCGGUCCCGGAGAGCGGGCGGCGGCGGCAGCCUCCCCGGAGCGGCAGUACCGGAUGCUCCGCAUCACCUAGCGCCUCCCUUAGGAGUGCCAUCCCAGCCUGAUUGGAAACUGGAGAAGCGGCCCCGCCGUUGAUGAGUUUGUCUUGGGCGUUGGUGACCAGGUGAAACGGGAGGCCGACAUGGGGCAGAAGGUCACCGGAGGGAUCAAGACGGUGGACAUGAGGGACCCCACGUACCGGCCCUUGAAGCAGGAGCUCCAGGGUCUGGACUAUUGCAAGCCCACCCGCCUGGACCUGCUCCUGGACAUGCCUCCCGUGUCCUACGACGUCCAGCUGCUCCACUCCUGGAACAACAACGACCGCUCACUCAACGUCUUCGUGAAGGAGGACGAUAAGCUCAUCUUCCACCGGCAUCCGGUGGCCCAGAGCACGGAUGCCAUCAGGGGCAAAGUCGGGUACACGCGCGGGCUGCACGUAUGGCAGAUCACCUGGGCCAUGAGGCAGCGGGGCACCCACGCCGUGGUGGGGGUGGCAACAGCAGAUGCCCCCCUGCACUCCGUGGGGUACACAACACUCGUGGGGAAUAACCACGAGUCCUGGGGCUGGGACUUGGGGCGCAACCGGCUCUACCACGAUGGCAAAAACCAGCCGAGCAAGACAUACCCAGCCUUUCUGGAGCCAGACGAGACAUUCAUUGUCCCCGACUCCUUCCUGGUGGCCCUGGAUAUGGACGACGGGACCCUGAGCUUCAUUGUGGACGGACAGUACAUGGGAGUAGCUUUUCGGGGACUCAAGGGCAAAAAACUGUAUCCUGUAGUGAGUGCCGUCUGGGGCCACUGUGAGAUCCGCAUGCGCUACUUGAAUGGACUCGACCCGGAGCCCUUACCCCUCAUGGAUCUCUGCCGUCGCUCGGUGCGCCUGGCCCUGGGGAAGGGGCGCCUGGGUGAGAUCCACGCGCUGCCACUGCCCGCCUCCCUCAAGGCCUACCUCCUCUACCAGUGAUGCUCCACCUGGGACCGCCAGCACAACCAACCCCCGGUGCCAACUCACUGAGCCACCACAGCGCCACGAGCCUUGGACCGGCGUCCGAGGCGUGGGAGGGAGUCCCAACUUCCUUUUCAUCCUCCUUGGCUGCCCCGCCGGACACAGACGGCUUUGGAUACAGGCCCUUCUGCUCUCCUUCUGGACCUUGGCAGAAGUCCCCCGCAUGCCGUAUCACAGCCCCUCCUUGGAAAAAACACAGAGGAUAAACUGCUCCCCUGAGCUCUGAUCAGCUCUUGGGGUGGCCUGGGUGCUCCCGACACCUGCUGGGACCCCCCCCCCGGUGCCGAGAACAGAUCCAAGGGGUGCGAAGAGGUGCUUAGAUGAGGGCCAGCGCUGGCCCAGCAGGGCAGCCACAGUGGACGAAGCUCAGGAUGUCAGAAGCUCACCAUGGCCACCGAGGCAGAAACCAAAAUGGGACCUUCCCUAGGCGCAUGAGCACCCAGCAUCAGUCCUGGCUGCCGGUGCCUCCAUACCCUAUAUUUAUUCUUUUAACAGUAACAAAAGCCAUUUAUUUAUUCCAUUUAGAAAGGACACUUUGUUCGGGUCACUUCUCUCUGGAGUGUUCUGUUGCUUUUCUUCCACCUGCCCCUUCCUGGCAUGUGUGUGCCUCACCUGGCCCUUGCGCUGGGUCAUGUUUGUGAUGUGUCCCCACGUGGGCACAGGGGACCUCUGUGUGGGCCCCUUGAUCUACAGUUUCCAAGGGGCUCUGCUCCUGAGUGCCCGAGCGGGCCCCUGAAAGGGCACCUCACGUGCAAUAAUGAGUGUCUUAGGGACCUGUCUGCAAGGGCGGUGGCAGCUCCCUGCAUCCCCCCAGACAGCCACUUGUCACUCAGGCUCAUCCAUUUUUGCACGUGGUUUUAUUUUUUUAGUCUUCUGUGGGGUUUUUUGGUGUGGGUUUGGUUUCAUUUUCGCUUUCCUACCUGAGAUUUGCCACGUGAAUACUCGGAAGCUCUGGCUUCCCCUGUCGAGGACCUGCCGAAACAAGACAGGGGGAUGAGUGGGUCUGAGAGGCCAGGGGCAGGGCAGGACUGGGGAGACCAGAGCAGAGUUGUGUGUCCUCAAAGCCAGUGCCUGUCUCCGCUUGGUGCCCCUGUCCGGGCUCUGGGCUGAAGUGGAGCAGCCUCAGUUCAUCACGGUGCCCCAGAGCUGUGGGGUGGGGCAGGGU
Budorcas taxicolor (takin) is the source of this 2311-nucleotide messenger RNA. RefSeq names its product splA/ryanodine receptor domain and SOCS box containing 1 (gene SPSB1). Gene Ontology annotation, biological process: proteasome-mediated ubiquitin-dependent protein catabolic process. Gene Ontology annotation, molecular function: protein binding. Lineage: Eukaryota; Metazoa; Chordata; Mammalia; Artiodactyla; Bovidae. The coding region runs from base 283 to 1104 and encodes 273 amino acids. The record is from RefSeq and is a predicted model, not a curated record. The transcript is spliced from 3 exons. Gene Ontology annotation, cellular component: SCF ubiquitin ligase complex.